Brugia malayi is the source of this 909-nucleotide messenger RNA. Its product is annotated as chloride channel protein 7, putative. NCBI's taxonomy places the organism in Eukaryota, Metazoa, Nematoda, Chromadorea, Rhabditida, Onchocercidae. The coding region runs from base 1 to 909 and encodes 302 amino acids. The record is from RefSeq and is a predicted model, not a curated record. The transcript is spliced from 5 exons.
AUGUCAGCGAUUCAACCGUUAUCAAGUGCACAUCAGUCAGUAUUAUUUCGUCAUAAUGAUGAGAGUGGAUUUCAUUUGGGACAUUUUGAUCGUUUCGUUGAUGGAGUUGGAGAAAUUAUAUGUCCCGAGAGUGGAUUACGAUACAUCUUCGGGCCAGAAUCAAUUGAUCUUGGGCCGUGCUGUAAUUCAUGUGACGAAAAUUGGAUAAAAAUUUUAAAAAAUGAGGAUAUUUUAGUCUUUUCUCAAGGACACACUUAUUCUUGUGGCAAUAAACUUGUAAAAGUCGCAAAGCAAGUCAUUAUUCCGGAAACAUGUAGUAAUCAAAAAUUCCUUGGUGUAGUUUUACGUGAGCGCCAUCCCAGCUCAACUGAAGGUGCUACAGCUGCUUUUCUAUGUCCACCCUUUGGUAUUAUCAAAUUGCAUAAGUUCGCGUUUGGUUGUACCGAUAAAAUAUUGUGGCCACCAGUGGUUGGGACACGAUUCUGGGUUGUGUUAAAUGAGAAUGAAUCACCUAUUAGAGUCUGGAAAGUAGACAGUAGAGCGGAUCACGUUGAAUUUGGUCUGGGAAGUACACUAUUUAAUAUACCGAAGGUAUAUCUGUGGCAGUGGAAUAAAACAUUUAAUGAGUCGGGUAUAUUCGCAAUCACAGAUUUCGUUUUGAAAACUUCCGAGACUGCGAGCUCCUCAAAAGAAAUCGAAAUGAAAUAUCAAGUUAGUUCAAAUACAUCAACUUCAACAAAAACACAGGAUGAACGAAAGAAGUUUGAAAACGGCGCAAAUGCACAAACUAACAAUGCUGCCAUCAGUUUGUUACUGGAAAUACUCAAUGAUCAGAACCUAAGAGAUCUUGUUAUUGAAAGACAUCAAGAGGCUUUCGAGAAGUAUUUAAUUGAAAUAUCUCGUUUCUAA